AUGCCUAGAGAAGCUGAACAAAGUAGACAAAGAAGUCCUCCUACUAUGGGUGCCAGCCCACUAAAGGAUAGUAAGAAGUGGCUACUUAAAGGUUUAAUUGUUUUGAUCAGGCAUGGAGAUCGAGGUCCUUUACAGCACGUUAAAAGAAUUACAAACAUAAAUUGUGAUACUGAAGAAACCAGUAUUUUAAGAUCUUAUAAGGCAUAUCUACACAAUCUGACAAUAACAGGAAAAAUACAAUGGACAGGUCCAGGUCCAUUCCACGGUUUUCCCAUAAUGCCCACAUAUCCAAACCAGUGUCAAUUGGGUCAAUUGACAAUGCAAGGGGUCAGUCAGUUGUUAAAUUUAGGCUCUAUUUUAAAGAGAAGUUAUUGUGAAGUUUGGCCAAAGAUUAAUUUUAUUAAACCUGAAGAAAUUCUAGUCCAUAGCACAAGAUAUCGAAGAACCUUCCAGUCUGUUUUAGCUUUUUUGUAUGGUCUUGUAUCGAACGAUACAUUGACAAGACUGAAUAUUUUGGAGAGUCAGUCCAUGACGUUUUGUUUUAAGGACUGUGAAUGUCCAAUAACUGAACAUUUGAAAAAGCAAAUACAGAAGAGUGAAUUACAUCAAUUGAAAUUGCAUCCUGCAGUGGAAACAUUGACAGAAAGUACAGGUAGACUACUUUUUUCUGCCGAUACUGAUAGAAAAUCUUUAAUCAGGGAUCCAAAUGCUGUGAAAGAUGCACUAUUGGCUUUUGUAUGUCAUAGAACUGGAUUACCAUGCGAUGGUCCUAUAAAUUGUAUAAGAAAACACAACGUCGCUGGAAUUAUAGCUUAUACAGAGUGGACCAAUUAUCAAAAAUGGAGGAAUACAUAUUGGCGUCGAUUGUGUUUGUUGAGGUCAUAUGGUCAGAUGCGUCAUAUUGUCCAGCAAAUGCUUCACAUGGUGGGAUCUAAUGGUCCAAACUUGGUCGUUUACUCCGGUCACGACUACACCUUACUCCAAAUAUCCACAGCGUUAGGGCUAGCCAACGACCCUCUACUCCUCCGAUACGCCUCAAGAAUAAUAUUCGAAAUCUAUCAAGACAACCGCGAGAACACGAACGACGCCAAAGGCAUCUACUUCCGGGUGCUGUCAAAUGGGAAAGACGUAACGAGGGAGGUCAGUUUCUGUCGAAAUAUCAUUGCAGUGGAUAGGAAUAAUUAUGUGUGUAAGAUAGAGGAUAUAGUCAGGUUCCUCCAUGACGAUUACUUUAGUUCGCUGAAUGUGACUAAUUUCAAGGACGCGUGCGUCAGGAAAUUAGCGAAGAACGCAGAAAAAGAUUUCUUCCAUUUUCGUUAAAGUAAAAAAAGUAUUAUGAAGAAUUAGUUUGUAGAUAAAAGAGUAUUAAGAUUAUGUAUAUAUUUAUUGUUUUAUUUAUUAUUUAAAAUCGUGCAAUAUAAUAGUGUAGAAAAAAUAAAAAACAUACAAAUCAAAAAUA
Molecule: messenger RNA, 1459 nt
Organism: Sitophilus oryzae (rice weevil)
Lineage: Eukaryota; Metazoa; Arthropoda; Insecta; Coleoptera; Curculionidae
Product: 2-phosphoxylose phosphatase 1-like
Exons: 6
Coding region: 1-1320 (439 amino acids)
Biological process (GO): dephosphorylation
Molecular function (GO): phosphatase activity
Source: RefSeq, a predicted model, not a curated record